Molecule: messenger RNA, 2860 nt
Organism: Oreochromis aureus
Lineage: Eukaryota; Metazoa; Chordata; Actinopteri; Cichliformes; Cichlidae
Gene: gcm2
Product: glial cells missing transcription factor 2
Exons: 9
Coding region: 128-1525 (465 amino acids)
Biological process (GO): regulation of transcription by RNA polymerase II; gliogenesis
Cellular component (GO): nucleus
Molecular function (GO): RNA polymerase II cis-regulatory region sequence-specific DNA binding; DNA-binding transcription activator activity, RNA polymerase II-specific
Source: RefSeq, a predicted model, not a curated record
AAGCCAGGUGGGACGUGUCUCCACGGAACAUGCAGUCCUCCACCUGAACCUCGAACUGAGCGACAGGGAGACCCAGAACCGCUGGAGAGCCGAAGAGGACAGGGUCAGGCCCGCCAGCGGCAGGAGGAUGUCCCGUGCCGAGGAGCGCGAGGAGGCGGACUGCGUGUGUUCCGUCGGGAUGAAGUUAACGUGGGACAUCAAUGACCCCAAGCUGCCCCAGGACACGAAGCAGUUUGACCCGUUCCAGGAGUGGACAGACGGUUACGUUCGGUACAUUUAUAGCGCUGAAGAUAAGAAUGCUCAGAGACAUCUGUCUGGCUGGGCAAUGAGAAACACCAACAACCACAACUGUCAGAUCUUGAAGAAAUCGUGUUUAGGUGUGGUGGUUUGUUCUCGAGGCUGCACGCUGCCUGACGGAUCCAGACUUCAGCUUCGACCUGCCAUCUGUGAUAAAGCCCGGCAGAAACAGCAGAAGAAGCUUUGUCCGAACUGUAAUGCUGCUCUGGAGCUGCUCCCAUGCCGUGGUCACAGUGGUUACCCUGUCACCAACUUCUGGAGAGUCGAUGGAAAGGCUAUCUUCUUCCAGGCAAAAGGCGUUCAUGAUCAUCCCAGACCAGAGUCCAAAUCAGAGACUGAAGCCAGAAGGAGUUCAGUAAAGAGACGAGUCAACUCACCUCCAUUCACACCAAAGAGACGACUCAUUGAAACACAGGCUCUUGGCCCUGCGCUCCUCUCCUGCGUUGAACCAACGGAUAGGAUUUCCUUCAUUGAACCGAACUUCCCUCAGCACUACCCAGCAUUUCAAAGCCCAGAACCCUACUACAACCCCCACAAUGCACUGGGAGAGAGCGCACCAACACUUCAGAAACCAGCCAAUCCCAGGCUUUAUAUGAGCAGGCCCGGAUAUGACUUCCAAGGAUACCUGACCUCACCUUCAUAUCCUGUGACCUCUGACCUUUGCGACCCUAGAGUGGCCCCGGUCCUGGGUUCCUCAUCCUCCUCGUCUUCAUCGUCAGCUCCUCUCUCCUCAUCCUCCACCUCCUUUGACCCCCAGACAAAGACCUCUUCUGGAUGGAAAGAACUGCUGAAGAACUCUGCCCCCUACAGUGACAACCACCAUUACUACAGCACCGAGUACCCUUGCCGUUAUGCCAGCAACACCCCAGGUUCGCCAGCAGCACUGCAGACCAUCAUUACAACGACAACCAAGGUCUCCUAUCAACCAUGUCCGAAGCCUCCUGCUGCUCUCCCUCCUUACCAGUCAUGUCCCAAACCCUCUGUCGGCCUGCCCUCUUACCAGGCCUGCGCUCCCUCCAAACCUGCUGGCCUUCCUGGCUGCUCCUCCUUACUAGACGAUCCCUCCUCAUCCUCGUACUCCACCGAGGUGAAGGUGACAGAGGAGUCUGGCGGAGUCAUCAAGUCUCUAUCCUUCCAGCCUGAGCCUCUGCAGACCAAAACCGAACGGGCUGACGGCUACGACUACCGCUACUCGUACCCCAAUACGUACCGCUACGAUGACUACUGAGGGAGGAAUACAUCCAUCACUGUUACCACUGCCGCUACUACUGCAAGUACUGCUUCUGCCAACAGAGAUGGCAACAACCCACUGACUAGGGGCAAACUUCCCAUGGCUGCUAGUAUCACUGGACUAUUCAGGUGCCAAGAGGAUCAGUCUGAAUCCAGGUUUUGGUCCCUGAGAGACUUUCUGGAAAAAUUCACUUAUCAAACGAAGAUCUUUUUCACGUCAGACGUCAGAGAAUCACCUCUGGAGACGUUCAGGGGAAGGACUCUGAAUACAGCACUCAGACAAAUGGGAAUAUUUGCAACCAGCAUGCUGUUACUGGGCUGGUGUUCCUGGAGCUCACCCUCUAGGUGCUUCUCACAAAAGAAAAACAACAUAAAUCAUUAAAAUACUGUGUAUAUUAUUUAUUACCUUUAACUUUCUGAUAUUUCCUGAAACAGGCUGACAUGUUGAUUACUUGGUAAUCUCCAGAAUCUAGUCAAGGCAAAACAAACUGUACAGCAUAUUUAAGCAGAACGUUUUAUGUUUUCACCACAAAACACACAUUUGUAUUUCGAUGGAUAGUCUUCAUAUCAACUUUGGCCAAAUUUUCUAAUAACAGAGUGCGAGUCCAAAGCUCACUCCGUUUAUUGCUGAUUUUUUACACUCUAUAUCUUUAAUUAUAUAUCAUUAAAUAUCAUAUGACAUCAUAUUGAUGUCACAGAGAUAGUCAUAGAUUGUAUAACCUAUGUAGAUCCCAUCCCAUCUAUGUAAGAUAUAAAGUCACAGAAUUAAACUGAGGAGUUGGCAGUGAGCACAGGAAGUCAUCAUCACGUCAGAAUGAGAACAUUUGGCUCCAUCAGCAGACUGAGAUUCAUUACUGAAUAAUCACCUCACACGUCGCGCUGUUUAUUGGACUGGAUUUCCUUUAUUUCAAAGCUCAUUUAAUCAUGUUUUAUAUUUUUAAGGACAUUGUAUUUGUUUCACUGGAACAAAUUUCUGUGAGCAUCUGAAAACAGAGGGCUGCAUCAAAGGGGCAACGUCAGAGAUCAAAACGGAACUAUAAGUGUCUCUGUGUGCCGAGGAAGACCGUGAGAUGUGGCUGAAAGCAGAGCUGGAUCCAAAUAUAUAUAAAUAAAGUAGAACUAAAAAGUCUGAAAAGACUUUCAUUUGAAGUUUUCCACGUGAGAGACUUUUAAACACUCUGCAAUCAGAAAUCAUAAUGACCUGGAUGCCUCUGGAGUAUUUAUUCAAUCUGUUAAAGCCACUGCCUUUUCCUGAACCUGGAAGAACAAACAACAUUUGACUGAGGAGAUCUGAACCUGUUGAAGUGACACAUUAAAGCAGCUGAUCUUCACA